Camellia sinensis is the source of this 459-nucleotide messenger RNA. NCBI's taxonomy places the organism in Eukaryota, Viridiplantae, Streptophyta, Magnoliopsida, Ericales, Theaceae. The record is from RefSeq and is a predicted model, not a curated record.
AUGGAAUCAUUGAUAAAUGGUGAAUUGGUUUUGCCUUAUUCAAAACAGUUUUCAUUGCCUUUAGUUAUUUCUUGUCCAAGUGGAAGUAGAGAAUCUUACUACUGCAGUAAAUUAUGUGAGGAGGCUAAUUGGGACUUGUUUCAUUCUCUACUUUGUACAGGGGCAAGAUCAAAAUCAUUAAAUAAGGAGGCACUUCUAAAAUUUAUACAACAUGCUAAUGAAACAAAUGACAUUUUCCUCCUAGCUGCCAAGGUGGUUUCGUUCACCAUUUUAAAGUACAAGAAGUCAAAAGCAGCUAAUCUUGAAAUGGAAGGGAAGUGCACUACUGACAGCUGUAAUCUUUCUCUGCUUUUGGAGGCAUGGAAACCGAUAUCAGCAGCAUACAAGAGAAGCUGGUGGGAGUGCAUUGCUUUACCAAAUGAUGUUAAUUGUCACAAAGAAACUGCAUUUAGGAUGUAA